Sclerotinia sclerotiorum 1980 UF-70 is the source of this 159-nucleotide messenger RNA. RefSeq lists its product with no specific name. The record is from RefSeq and is a predicted model, not a curated record. The transcript has a single exon. The coding region runs from base 1 to 159 and encodes 52 amino acids. Lineage: Eukaryota; Fungi; Ascomycota; Leotiomycetes; Helotiales; Sclerotiniaceae.
AUGGCCAAUUUGGUCAAUUUGGUCAAUUUGGUCAUUUUGGUCAAUUUGGUCAAUUUGGUCAACUUGGUCAAUUUGGUCAAUUUGGUCAAUUUGGUCAAUUUGGGCAAUCACCCCAAUGUCAAAUUUCAUUACAUUUCAUUUGUUAUUCCUCUUACUUGA